Messenger RNA from Rhododendron vialii, 2254 nucleotides. RefSeq names its product heat shock cognate 70 kDa protein 2-like. The transcript has 3 exons. Gene Ontology annotation, cellular component: cytoplasm. Lineage: Eukaryota; Viridiplantae; Streptophyta; Magnoliopsida; Ericales; Ericaceae. Bases 137 to 1993 code for a protein of 618 amino acids. The record is from RefSeq and is a predicted model, not a curated record. Gene Ontology annotation, molecular function: ATP binding; ATP hydrolysis activity; heat shock protein binding. Gene Ontology annotation, biological process: cellular response to unfolded protein; protein refolding.
CUUCUCUCGGCCCACGAGCCCCUCCCUCGUAAAUGUAUCCUCUGUACUAAAAGUCUAAAACAUUCCACUCUUUACUCUCUCUCUCUCUCUCUCCGAUCACUACCGCUUCUUCUUCUCCAAGUUUACCGAGGUAAAAAUGGCCGGAAAUGGAGGAGGGCCGGCGAUCGGGAUUGAUCUCGGAACGACUUACUCGUGUGUGGGGGUUUGGCAGCACGAUCGUGUUGAGAUUAUAGCAAAUGAUCAAGGAAACAGGACGACACCAUCUUAUGUUGCAUUCACCGAUACGCAGCGUUUGCUCGGCGACGCUGCGAAGAAUCAAGUCGCUGUGAAUCCUACCAACACUGUUUUCGAUGCUAAGCGUCUAAUCGGAAGAAGAUAUAGUGAUGCCCUUAUUCAGAGUGACAUGAAGCUCUGGCCAUUUAUGGUCACACCUAGUCCAGACGACAAACCCAUGAUAGGAGUAACAUACAAGAACAAAGAAAAACAAUUCUCUGCUGAAGAAAUCUCCUCAAUGGUCCUCGUAAAAAUGAAAGAAAUUGCAGAGGAUUACCUCGGCACCACCAUAAAAAACGCCGUUGUCACUGUCCCUGCCUACUUCAACGAUUCUCAGAGACAAGCCACUAAAGACGCUGGAGUCAUUGCUGGUCUCAACGUCAUGAGGAUAAUAAACGAGCCAACUGCUGCCGCCAUAGCUUAUGGUCUUGACAACAAAACCAGUAGCACCGGUGAGAAAAAUGUGCUCGUAUUCGAUCUUGGGGGUGGAACAUUUGACGUCUCUCUAUUAACCAUCGAAGAGGGUAAAAUCGAGGUUAAAGCUACGGGUGGGGAUACACAUUUGGGGGGUGAGGACUUUGAUAACAGAAUGGUGAACCAUUUCGUCCAGGAAUUCAAGAGGAAGCUUAAGAAGGAUAUUAGUGGGAACCCAAGAGCUUUAAGGAGGUUGAGGACUUGUUGUGAAAGAGCUAAGAGGAAUCUUUCGUCGACAGCUGAAACUACAAUCGAGAUCGAUGCGUUAUAUGAGGGGAUUGAUUAUUGUGCGACAAUUACUCGGGCCAGGUUUGAGGAGUUGAACAUGGAUUUGUUCAUGAAGUGUAUGGAGCCAGUGGAGGAGUGUUUGAGGGAUGCGAAAAUGGAGAAGAGAAAUGUUGACGAAAUCGUUCUUGUGGGUGGGUCCACUAGGAUUCCCAAAGUCCGGCAAUUGUUGCAGGAUUUUUUCCAUGGUAAGGAGCUUUGCAAAAGCAUUAACCCUGAUGAGGCUGUGGCUUAUGGUGCUGCGGUUCAGGCCGCUAUUUUGAGUGGUGAGCGGAGUGAGAAAGUUCAGGAUUUAGUAUUGUUGUUGGAUGUCACUCCGCUUUCCCUUGGUUGGGAAACUGUUGGUGGGGUUAUGACCGUUGUGAUUCCGAAAAACACCACCAUUCCGACAAAGAAAGAGCGCUUAACCACUACUAACGAGGAUAACCAACCCAAUGUUUUGAUUAAAGUGUAUGAGGGGGAAAGAACUCUAGCUAGUGACAACAACUUCUUGGGCAAAUUCACGUUGGAAGGAAUUCCUCCUGCUCCUAGGAGUGUCCCGGAGAUCAAGAUCUGUUUUGAUAUUGAUGCUAAUGGUAUUCUGAAUGUGUUUGCACAGGACGAAACUACUAGACAUAAGAGGAAGAUCACGAUCACAAACAGUAAGGGUAGGUUUUCGAAAGAGGAGAUUGAGAAAAUGGUGCAGGAGGCUGAGAAGUACAAGUUGGAAGAUGAGGAGAACAAGAGGAAAGUGGAGGCAAAGAACGAGCUGGAGAAUUACGCUUAUAAAAUGAGGAACAGUGUUAGGAUAGAGAAGAAUGGAGUGAAGAUUUCAUCAACUGACAAGGAGAAGAUUGAAGCUGCAUUUAACCAGGUGAUUCAGUGGUUGGAUGGGAACAAGCUCGCGGAUACGGAGGAGUUUGAGUAUAAGAUGAAGGAAUUGGAGGGAAUUUGCAAACCUAUAAUUGGUAAGAUGUCCUAGGGUGCUAGUGGUGGUAUGGGUGGAGUAAUGAAUGUGGAUGGUCCUUCUUUUGGUGGUGGAAGCGGUGCUGGACCUGAGAUUAAGUUGAUUAUGACGUUCCAAUCUUCAGUUUGAUGACUUAAUUUGUCCUCUGCAAACUAAUGUGGAGUACCUUUUAAGUAUUUCCUUUUAUUUUAUUUUUUUUUGGGAUUUUUGGUUUUCUUUCAUGCAAAACUAUUUUCGCCAGUGUUGUGUGAAGGUGUUAUCUACAUUCUUAGAGUA